Bradysia coprophila is the source of this 1077-nucleotide messenger RNA. RefSeq lists its product as uncharacterized. The record is from RefSeq and is a predicted model, not a curated record. Lineage: Eukaryota; Metazoa; Arthropoda; Insecta; Diptera; Sciaridae.
CUUUCGGUACUAAAUUUGGUGAGUGAAUGUGACGGUUUUGGUACUUCAGGAAGAAAAAGUGUUUUCUAGACAGUUUAAGUUAAUUCAAAGUAAAUUGGAACUAAAAUUGUGCCGAGAGUCUGUUGUUUACGAAAAUAGUGAAGUACCACGGGUUAUUGCCUCACAUGAAGUGUUUUUCUAUGAAAGGAACCUGUAAAUUGUCUGUGCAAAAUCGUGUCGGCAUUUGUUGUAUGUUUGCCUGCCACGUUCUGGUACAUUAAACAGGUCUUUUGGAAAGGCAGCAGACAGUAGCCAUAUCCGACUUUUGGAAGUUUUUCCAUCACAACAGCUGUCAACACAUAAACUGUCAACUGGUGGUCAGGGUUCAUACAUCACCACAUCAAAGUCAACACCAGAGGUCGGUUUGGUAGCAAAAUUCGACGCGCGGUAUUCAUUUUUGAUAAUUAUUUGUAAGUGCAAUAAUUAUAUGUACCACAAUCAAUGUUUGUUUUGGUUGUGUAGCUGGGAGUUGGGGGUAAUUUUCACAGUGGCUCGUCAUUAACGGUUCACACAACUCACUGUUUUUGAUGCCCCAAAAUUCAAUAAUUCAACGUUUACACAGGAACAAAAUGAGUAGCUCAGAUUCCGGAAAAGAAUCUAUUGAGUCGGACGCUCCAUCGUCGGUUCCGAGCAUCGACUCAACAGAUGAAGCACUAAUCGGGGAAGCACUGAAAGACGAUGCGGUAACUAAGGCGAUGGAAAAAAUGGUGUCCUGCGACCUUCAAUUAUCUUCUAAGGCGACACCAGGAGCAACACCUGGUUGGUCACAGCCUCCAGCGCCAACUGUCGCACAAGGAAGCAAUAGUCCACAGCCUGGUCCAUCUAGAAGUUUAACUGAAGCUGAGGAUCAACGCAAACGGAAAUUUUACGAAACGGAUUUUUCUAUCGAAGAGAUUGAUUAUAUGAAUAUGAUGGUUGAUGAGAGGAGAAAAAGGAACAAGACGCAAAAAGGCAGCAAGGUUGCAUUAAAUAACUCGUCUUAGCUUUUAUUCAAGUUUAGAUAUUUCGUAAAAGAAAAAGAGAAAAAUUAUCUGGAAU